AUGCCACGCCCUCCUGACCCGCAACUCGACCCCGCCGGCUACCUCCGGAGCUUAAAUGCUGUUCGGGAGAGGAGCAAAUUGGUCACCGAAAAGGCGCUGCGGAAUGAUCUCAAGCAUUUCGAUGUGGAUAUGGGCAAGUUCCCAGACGUUGUUUCCUUUGUUUCGGGAAUUAUCAAGCGCGAUUACGAUGCCCCUUUCACCAGCAUCCCACCGCACGGGCGCCAUCAACACUUCUGCGUCGGCGGCCGCGACCGUAUAGCGUCGCUUCUUUCUACGUUCCCCGAGGAAGUGGACAAUUCAGAGAAGUGCCGCCGCCUGCUCGACCUCUAUCUCGUGAGCGUGCUGCUCGAUGCUGGAGCGGGAACGGAAUGGAGUUAUAAGAGCAUGGAGAACGGCCGUGUUUACCGGAGAUCAGAAGGUAUCGCGGUUGCCACUUUGGAAAUGUUCAAGCAUGGCUAUUUCUCUGGCAAUCCCGCCAACAAAUUUCAGGUUGACAAGCACGGCCUGGCACAGCUCACUGUCGAGCGAAUAGCCCAGGGCCUGCAGUCGAAGCCGGGUAACACUAUGGCAGGUGUUGCCGGCCGUACUGAUCUUCUUGUUCGUCUUGCGAAAGCCUUGGAUGAGAAGAAGGAGUACUUUGGCGACGAUGGACGCCCUGGAAACAUGAUUGGUAGGCGUGCCCUCUGCCCAAUCUUGACACCCAACAACCUCAACGUUUUCCCCUUCCCCCAGUCCGGGCCUGCCUCCACGGCACCUUGGGAGUCGAUUCUCCCAUUCCACAAGCUUACGCAGUGGCUCUGUUACAGCUUGAUGCAGCCGAUGCAGUCACUUCUGCGUAUCCACUUCGCCGGAACUGAGCUCCUGACUGGUCUUCCCGAGUAUCGGAACGGUGGUCUGUUUAUUGAUCUUGGUGUCUUGACUUUGAAGAAGGAAGACAUGGAGAGGGGUCUUCACAAUUACUCGGAGCAUUUCCGUGUUUCGGGAGCCAAAGGUGUCGAGGUGGCUCCUAUGUUCCAACCUAGCGACGAUGUUGUUGUAGAAUGGCGAGGCGUGACAGUCGGCUUCUUGGACAUGCUAUGCACAGAGGUGAAUAAGGCGCUGAGGAGCGAACUCAAUGGUAAUGAGCUGUCUCUGCCCCAACUUCUUGAGGCCGGAAGCUGGAAGGGUGGUCGUGAGAUUGCUGAGGUCAGCCGGCCGAACACUAAAGAGCCGCCCAUCUUGAUCGACACGGACGGAACCGUCUUUUAA
Parascedosporium putredinis is the source of this 1248-nucleotide messenger RNA. The record is from the annotation of a GenBank genome assembly. NCBI's taxonomy places the organism in Eukaryota, Fungi, Ascomycota, Sordariomycetes, Microascales, Microascaceae.